ACAUGCCUUUGUUGCUAUAGACCAAGAACUGGUUUAUUUGCGUGUACAUGUGUAGUGUGAAAUGGGAUGCCUGUUCUAAAUAUCUAAUACCCGAAAAGAGUUGUGAUGUUAUUGACAUCUUUCCGAGAAUAAGUUCUGGACUACAUUGUCGGUAGAUUAUACUCUUCAAGGAACGCGUGACGAAGCUUUUCGUGAAUUGAUCCUGCAAAGGUUGAGCUUAUUAGGCAAUAUACUUUGGUUUCAAUUUGCAAUGUGAAGGCAAGUGGUUUUGACAUCGUGGAAGAACGCCAGUACGUUCAGUUGCAUUGACAUUUCCGACACAACAACCAACAGAAACUUGCAUCUAUUACAGGUAUCAUCUGCGAGGUUGGUCAGUGAAGCAUCGUGACGACUGAUCUCACUCUGAGGGGGAUAUGGCCGCGAUUUUCCCGAUGGCUGCCACGCAUCACCGGGCAUAACCUACAAUUCAACAGACUCCUGGUAAAAAAUAGACGUACGGUAUUCUGUAUCACAUCGUUUCAAAGACCAGGUGAACACGAACCCUCGUGGGUCUGUUGUAGCAACGGCGUCAAUAAUUGCGGAAACAAGUCUUGUAUCGAAUUUGGUGAGAAUUUGUUUCACUGACCAGUGAAGGAUCUCCAGCGAAGUCCCCUUGGGAAGCCUGAAAUUGAAAAGGAAAACUGCAGAACAAGCUAUGUGAAUUUCAAAGUUGCCUCACUGAUUAAUUGUCAGUUGUGAAUGCACCGGUGAUACGUUCAAUAUUAGCAAACUUUAUGGGGGAUGGGCGGAAAGAGCUCCAAAACCGAUGUCCACGCAAUGGGCGGAGCUAGGAUGGAGGACCCGUUGUGUCUUCAGGUGGGGGAAGAGAUUCCCGAAGAGCAUCACAAGAAGACGGGACAUCGUUUCAAGUCGAUCAGCGUCAGGAAUCACCUCACGAGCUCCCUAAGCUCACUGAGACCUGGCAGUGGCACCUCUCACCCGUCCGGCGACACGGCUGCUCAGGAGGCCAUACUGGCCAGCAUCCGGCUGGAAGACUACGAGUUUCCCUUCGAGAACGUAGUCUUCGAAGGAGGCGGCAACAAGGGGUUGGCCUACGCAGGAGCCGUCAGGGUGUUUGAGAGAGCAGGGGUGUGGCCUAACAUCCGUCGAUUGGCAGGAGCCAGCGCCGGUUCAAUGUGGGCGAUACUCCUGGGCGUGGGCUACACCUCCCAUGACGUGGAAAGGUUCCUUAGUCUCGACCUCAAGCGGUAUUUUCUAGAUGCCUCCUGCGGAUUUUGUUCACUGAUCCCGAACCUGAUGAAGCACUACGGAUGGCACCCUGCCACAAAACUGUAUAGCUGGUUUGGGGAUCGUCUGGAGCAGGCCACGGGGCUUAGGGACAUCACAUUCCAACAGAUAUAUGACAAAUUUAACACGGAGGUCUGCGUGGUGGUGACCAACGUCAACGUCAUGGAUGCCGAGUAUUGCCACGUCAAGACCACGCCCAACAUGUCCGUCCGGACGGCAAUGCGCAUGUCCAUGGCUAUUCCAGGUUUAUUUACCGCAGUGAAAUACAAGCGAUAUGGACGGGAAGAUUGCUACGUGGACGGCGGGCUGUUGUGCAAUUAUCCCAUUCAUUGCUUCGACGGUUGGUGGUUGUCAAUGAAACCAGAGGACGGUUUCCUACAGCAAUUGCAGCCCCUGGAGAAUGCUGCCAUUCUCAUGCAGAAGAAUGCUCGGUUUGCACCGGUCAACGAUAAGACGAUCGGCUUACUCCUGUUUUCCAGUGACGAACAGGACCUAAUGGUCAACCAACUCGCCCAGAAGAGCGCGUGUAUCCUUCCGGUCGAACGGCCCGAUACCAAGCUGUCAAGGGAGCGUAAAGACGUCAAAUCCCGGCAGAAAGAGGCUUGUCGGGAGCACCGAAUGGUGACGGAAGCCAUGUCGAAGUUCAUGUGCGUUUUAUCGGAAAAUCAGUUGGACCAGCGCGUGGGCCACGUCAGUAGAAAGGAACUGGAAUCAGCGUUCGCAAAUAAAUCUGACGAUUUCACGGAUGAACACGCCAAAACAUUGUUCGGGGAGAACUUCACUAUCGAAGAGAUCUUCAACUAUCUAGACUGUAAUAACGACGGCCAGAUUUCGUUCAACGAGCUGAUGGGUCUCGCCGAGCAGAAAGGCAUCGGUCUGCAGAGCUACUUCCUGGGCUACCAGAGGCAGGACAUCAAGUCACUGCGUGGCUUCCUCGACACGCUGUCCAACACACUUCUGGUCAACGUUAAGCGAGUUUUUACAACGGAAGGUGACUUGGAGCGGACCGUGGGCAUUGAUACUCUUUAUGUGAGUGCUACAGACUUUCAGUUGGAAGAAGAUGAUCGGAAUUUCCUUGUCAAGCAAGGUGAACGGAGUGCCACGACAUUCCUACGGCAGUGGAUAGCGCGCAACCCGGACAAGGCGGUACGAAAGAACAACAAUGCAUCAGUACCCCUCGACCUGCCCACGGCACACGGGCAAACUCGGCAGGGUAUCCCGGUACAGCAGGAGGAGGCGCACGGGUCCAAAUCUUUGACAGUUACCGGUGGCCCGCCGGUGCUGUCGGUGUCUCCAGCGCCUGCCCCACAACGAAUGGAAAGGGAAGUCGAUGAAUAAGCAAUUUAGUCACAGGUAUAGGCAAAUUUAAAGCAGUAACAGGCUUCAGAGUUGUAAUGGAGCCAUCACAAGGCAUCAAACACCAUCAUAAGUCAUCACAUGGCAUCAUAAAUCAUUACAAGGCAUCAAUAAUCAUCGCAAGUCAUCAGUAAUCAUCACAAGUCAUCACAACUCACAAUUAAGGCAUCAUAAAUGCAUCAUAAAUCAUUACAAGUCAUCACGAGGCAUCAUAAGUCUUCGCAAGGCAUCACAAGGCACCAUAAAUCAUCACAAGGCAUUAUACGUCUUCACAGGUCAUCACAAAGGUAUCAUAAAUCAUCACAAAUCAUAACAAUGUAUCAUAAAUCAUCUCAAGUCGCCACAGUGCAUCAUAAAUCAUCACAGAAUUAAUUAUCACUAGGCACAACUUAUUCGAAUUCGUUCCUUUGUCAUGAUUGUUCAUUUGUAGUUAACCGUGUGAACUGACUUGUGAUUUAUAUCUUGUGACUGACUCCGUUACACCUCUUUAAAAGCCUCAAGAUUUUUUCUUCAAAAUCACCGAAAUGUAGAUUUUCCUAAAUAUUUGCCCGUCUUUGACGAGUAAAAGCUGCCAAAUAAUGCCGCCCUUUAAAUAUUGGAGAUGACAAUGUUGCAAAUGAUAAAUAGGUUUUAUUUCGUAUUUCGAGACACAGUCCAGUAUUGCACGCAGUGAGCGUAUGGCCUGGUGUCGGAUUCGACUCGUUUGAAGCAUAACUGGCCUUUUCUUUGACAAUAUUACCAAAUCAGCUGAAGAACAGUAAUGUUCUUAAUUAUUUUGGUUUUGGCAUAUUAAGAUAUUAUUAUCAACUCUUUGGACAGUUGCUGUUUGAUUUCUGUGCAUUCUAUUUAAUGCCCUAUUUGCCUUAUAGGUAUAGCCAAUAGAAAACGUAAUCUGGUCUUAUUUCAAUUUUCUUUUUAUAUACAUGUAAAUAUAUAAAACAUGUUUUGUUUUCAAUCUGUAUUUUUUCUUUUCUUUUUAAUGCAGAUUCCCCUUGAUUAUUGAGUUCUUAUGCACUUGACCGAUUAUGUAUUACAUGUAUUAUAUUUUACCUAUAACUUUUAAAGCAUGCGCACAAAUUAAAUAUACACGACUGCACAAAUACCAGAAACAAAACGAAAGAAAACAUUUCAAAUCUUUAUUAGCAGACACUACAAUUUUUGUUAUUUUUUUGUUUAUACACAAUUUUGUUUUAUAAAAGCGGAAGUAACAUAUUCUCAAGUGAUCUAGUUUUCUGUUGUGAUUUGUUUCUCCUGAAAGUUGACAUUAUAAGCAGAUUGAAUUAUUGAUUUCUAAUCAAAGCACUAUUGGAAUAAAAACUAUACAUGCAUUCGGUAAUAUUAUUUGUUAUUGA
Messenger RNA from Patiria miniata (bat star), 3995 nucleotides. RefSeq lists its product as uncharacterized. Bases 781 to 2625 code for a protein of 614 amino acids. Gene Ontology annotation, molecular function: calcium ion binding. The record is from RefSeq and is a predicted model, not a curated record. Lineage: Eukaryota; Metazoa; Echinodermata; Asteroidea; Valvatida; Asterinidae. The transcript has 13 exons. Gene Ontology annotation, biological process: lipid metabolic process.